AAGACAAUCGCGUGAAUUCGCCAGUGAAGAAAAAUACGAGAGUGUUUUUGGCAAAAAUCUGCAAAUAAUUAUUAACGGAAAAACUAUCUAAAGAAACUAUACAAAAUGCAAGUGGAUAAAGUUUGUGCCGCCAUCGCGCUUGUUGCCAUUUUCUCCUGCGUUGUGGAUGCAGCGGUUUAUAGUCAGCCUGCCAUCUUUCAUCCUGCUCACCCCGGCAAGUGCUUCGACAAGUUCACCAGAAAGGCCUUGCUGCCGGGCAAGGAAUACAAGCCGAAGGGCAUCUGCGCCUCGAUGACUUGCAGCCUGGAGGCGCGCGAAAUCAGCAUCGAGACCUGUCCCUACGUGGAGGCACCUGGCUGCGAGGAGCUGCCCAGUGACCCCAACUGGAGCUUCCCCAAGUGCUGUCCGCAGUUCAAGUGCGUCGACUUUAAGACCGGCAAGGAGUUCACCGUCUCGCUGUAGAUCGAUAGUCCCAGUUCCGCAGAUAUUGUAUCUUUAUCUGCAACUGAAUCGUGAUUUUACAAGAAAUGUAUUCGUAGUUCUGUAGUCCUGGUGUGAUUGAAUGAAGUAAUGAUUGAGAAAUUGAGCGGCUGUGUGCGUGUCUGAUUCAUUUUUAAUUUAUUUAUUAUAAUUUGUAAAUAACACAUAAACAGCAUAACUCUCACCGUUUCCCCCGUCAUGUUAUCACGUGUGAACAUAAUGCAAUUUGUUUUGAUUUAUUCAAAAGUCCCUGUAUGCGAUAUUUGCAAAUAUGACUAACUAUAAACAAACUAUGUUUAGUCUGUAAGGUUUAAGCAAAAAAAAAAUAAAAAGAAUUUGAAAUAUGCAAA
This is a messenger RNA of Drosophila bipectinata, 830 nucleotides long. RefSeq lists its product as uncharacterized. Lineage: Eukaryota; Metazoa; Arthropoda; Insecta; Diptera; Drosophilidae. The record is from RefSeq and is a predicted model, not a curated record.